This is a messenger RNA of Humulus lupulus (European hop), 789 nucleotides long. Its product is annotated as AT-hook motif nuclear-localized protein 1-like. Lineage: Eukaryota; Viridiplantae; Streptophyta; Magnoliopsida; Rosales; Cannabaceae. The record is from RefSeq and is a predicted model, not a curated record. The transcript is spliced from 7 exons. The coding region runs from base 1 to 789 and encodes 262 amino acids. Gene Ontology annotation, molecular function: minor groove of adenine-thymine-rich DNA binding; flavin adenine dinucleotide binding.
AUGUUGCCUACAAAGACAUCAAAAAGCAGAGAGAUUUCUGAGAAGGUAGAACUGGUUUGGAAAGGUGAUUUUGUGACUUGCUCCGCACACAAAAACUCUGAGCUCUUCCACGCAGUUCUUGAGGGUUUGGGUCAGUUUGGAAUAAUUGUCAGAGCGAGAAUCACCCUUGAGCCAGCUCCUAAGAGGCGGCCGAUCCAGUACUCCGCCGCUAAUAUAUUGAACAUUACCGGCGGACUUAGUCCGCCGGUAAUAUUUCCGCCUCUAAAAACUCUUUUUCUUGUAGUGCAAAAAAAGAAAAUGGCUACUGAUGAGGACGAGAAGAGAAGGAAGAGAGAUGGUCCAAGAAACGAAGAAGAAGAAGAAGAAGCAGUACUCAAGUUGGUGAAGAGGUCUAGAGAAAGACUCAAGGAUUCUCUAAAUAAGAAUAAACAGCUUUUGUCUUCUACGACUGGUCAUUUAGCUUUGACUGCUUCUCUUAUUACUCCUCAUGUGAUAACUGUGAAUGUUGGUGAGGAUGUUGUGACUAAAAUAAGAACAUUGGCUGCGACUUCUCCAUCAUUGACCAUUCUUUCCGUUGAUGGCUCAGUAUCUAUUGCAAGCAUUCGUAAUGAUCAGUCUGAUGAAACUAAGACACAUGAGGGUCUCUUUAAGAUUCUAUCUAUGUCUUGUUCAAUCGAAUCUGGUAAAGAAACAACGGUGAAUGUCUUAUUGUCUGGUCCCGAGUUCAAGCUUCUUAGUGGUGUUGCACGAGUACUACUACCUGCUAGUCCUAUUCAGGGUCCCGGCUAA